Molecule: messenger RNA, 1785 nt
Organism: Maniola jurtina (meadow brown)
Lineage: Eukaryota; Metazoa; Arthropoda; Insecta; Lepidoptera; Nymphalidae
Product: synaptic vesicle glycoprotein 2B-like
Exons: 10
Coding region: 126-1697 (523 amino acids)
Biological process (GO): transmembrane transport
Cellular component (GO): membrane
Molecular function (GO): transmembrane transporter activity
Source: RefSeq, a predicted model, not a curated record
CAGGCACGCAUCUCUCAUCUUAAAAUGAGUUAGAUCAGUAACAAAUAACCUAGAUAUGCAUCUGGUUAUGCAAAAUAUCAUGGAAACUGAAAAUAUUGCCUUUUGUUGACGGCACUUAAUUCAAAAUGAGUGAAAUUAACCUACAGGCUCUAGCUGGAAAGGAUAGCGAUGAACACAAAGCGCCGACUGCGAUGCAAGAGGUGAACCUCGCAUUGAAAGAGUGUGGUUUUGGUCUUUUUCACUUCCAACUAUUAUGCACCUCUUUCUUCGGCUGCGUGUCCGGCAUUGUAGUGACUAACAGCGCACCUUAUAUACUGCCGAUAGCUGAAUGCGAUCUCAACAUGAAUCUUUUAGCGAAAGGAGUGUUGAAUGCAAUACCUUUUUUUGGUAUGAUACUUAUAUCACUAUUAGCAGGAUUCUUGACAGACACGUUUGGUCGCAAAUAUUUUGUGCUGCUCGGUUUUGGAGGAUUAUUUGUAUUUACAUUAAUAAGUGGCACUAGUCAAAAUUAUAUUGUACUGAUAACUGCGAAAUUCUUCGAAGGAAUGUUAUUUGGGACUUCGUUCUCUUCCCUGAUAGCUUUAACGGCAGAGUUUUGUCACAACGAUAUCAGAGACCGUAUAAUGAUACUGCAAUCCUCUUUUACGUCAAUCGCUCAAGUUAUUACUGCCUUAUUAUCCUGGGGGAUAUUAACACAAGAUUGGAGUGUAUCAUAUUUCAAUGGAGCUAUUGUUCUUCAUAAUUGGAACUUCUACUUAUUCGUUAUGUCAUUAUGGCCAUUAUUGGCAACUAUCCUGUAUUGCUUCCUGCCUGAAAGUCCGAAGUACUACAUAACACAGCAGAGGUACGACGAAGCAAGGGAGGUCCUCAUCAAAAUCUACACGAAAAACACAGGGAAGUCUGUUGAUGAAUUUCAGUAUAAAGACUUAUGGAAAGACAAGAAAACGUACGCAAUAGACGAGACACCGGAAAAUAGUCCGAAUAAAAACUUCGCGGGCAUGCUCACAGCCAGCCUGCACAAUGUCAAGCCGAUGUUCCAAAAACCCCGCGGCCUAUAUCUGCUGCUUUUCUGUGUCAUGAGCUUCUUCACUUUGCUAUUAUACAACGUAAUAAGACUAUGGUUUCCUCAACUGUCGACAAUCGUAGAACAUUACAGUAGAACAGACAGCCAAGAUCUGUGUGUCAUGUUGGAUUCUUAUACUCAUGACUUGGCCUUGAUAAGCACCAAUGUUACCGAAGUUUGUGUACCAGUCGUGGGCGGUGCAGCAACGUACAUAAACAGUAUGAUACUAGGAUCUGCUUGUUUGGGACCAGUCAUCAUCAGUAGUGUCCUAGUAGUAAGGGUGGGGAAGAAGAACCUCUACAUUGCCUGCGGUCUGAUAUCUGUGGGGGUGACCUUAGGACUUAGAUGGGCUAGCUCGAAAGUGAUCAUGGUAGCUCUGUUUGCGUCGGAUAUGGCGAUUGCCCAAAUGAUGGUGAAUUUGAACCAAUAUCUGGUUGUGGAGUUCUUUCCAACGACUAUGAGAUCCUUGGCAAUUGGAAUGGUAAUGAUGUGGGGUCGAAUCGGCAGCUUAGUAGGAAACGUGCUGUUUCCAAUACUAUUGGAUAUGGGGUGUGUUGUACCCUUCUAUACUUUAGCAGGGACGAUGGUAGGUAUUACUUUUUUAAGUUUUGUUAUACCAGUGAAGAAGAAUUAGUUAUAAUUAAUAUACAUAUAGUAUUAUUCUAUGUUUUUGUAAAUAUUAGUAGGUAAUUUUAGUUUUUUAUAUUAAUAAAAUAACGUAA